Molecule: messenger RNA, 3872 nt
Organism: Zootoca vivipara (common lizard)
Lineage: Eukaryota; Metazoa; Chordata; Lepidosauria; Squamata; Lacertidae
Gene: COL8A1
Product: collagen type VIII alpha 1 chain
Molecular function (GO): protein binding
Source: RefSeq, a predicted model, not a curated record
ACUCUUUCAGUCUUCCCAGCGUGGUGAGCCAGUGAUCUCCCCUCUUUGAGACCUUGCAAACUCAAGGUGCUGUGUAUAAAAAUAUAUUUCUUUCCUUACCAAAGUCUGAUGAAGAAUCAAGGCUUCUGAACACCCUGUGCACUAACUCACAGCUCCAUCCUUUUCCCCAAAAUCUUAAUGUUAUGGCUUUGUUGCUAGCACCUAUGUGGCUUUUGACAGCGGUUGCAUCCCUUUACCUUGGGCUACUGAGACCCACCCAAGCAGGUGCUUAUUAUGGGAUCAAGCAGAUGCCUCCCCAAGUGCCACAGUACCAGCCCCUGGGGCAACAAGUACCUCACAUGCCACUGGGCAAAGAUGGUGUUCCAAUGCAGCACAUGGCCAAGGAGGGGCCACACUUACCCUAUGGGAAAGAAUAUGUGCCUCAAUACAUCAAAGAAAUCCCACAGAUACCCAUGCUUGGCAAGAAGGGGAUUUCAAAGAAAGGAAAAGCAGAACUUCCAUUAGCCAGUUUGAGAGGUGAGCAGGGUCCUCCUGGGGAGCCUGGACCAAGAGGCCCACCCGGUGCACCAGGGAUACCAGGACACGGAGUGCCAGGAGCCAAAGGAAAACCAGGUCCACAAGGAUAUCCAGGGAUCGGCAAACCAGGCAUGCCCGGAAUGCCGGGGAAACCAGGAGCAAUGGGGGCUCCAGGAUCAAGAGGAGAGAUGGGGCCAAAGGGAGAGAUUGGACCUAUGGGCAUUCCAGGGCCCCAAGGACAACCAGGACCUCAUGGACUCCCUGGAAUAGGAAAGCCAGGUGACAGAGGAUUGCCAGGACAGCCAGGAGGAAAGGGUGAGCCGGGGAUGAAAGGGCAACCUGGAAUGCAAGGCCCCCCAGGCCCAAAAGGAGAUAAAGGUGUUGGGAUUCCAGGAUUGCCAGGGCUAAAAGGUCCACCUGGCUUACCUGGUCCUCCAGGUCCUGUUGGGCUUCCAGGGGUAGGCAAGCCAGGGAUGGUUGGUUUCCCAGGCCCACAGGGACCUGCAGGCAAACCAGGGCUUCCCGGAGAGCCAGGGCCUCAAGGGUUAGGUGGGGCUCCUGGAAUUCAAGGUCCUCCUGGCCUUCCAGGUGUGGGGAAACCAGGCCAAGAUGGAAUUCCAGGGCAGCCAGGGUUUCCAGGUGGGAAAGGUGAGCAAGGCUUGCCAGGCUUACCGGGACCUCCUGGCAUGCCCGGGAUUGGGAAGCCAGGUUUCCCUGGGCCUAAAGGUGAGCGUGGCAUGGGCGGUAUUCCAGGACCACUUGGGCCGAAAGGCGAAAAGGGGCACAUGGGCCCACCUGGUAUGGGUGGGCCACCAGGAGAACCAGGCCAACCAGGAUUACCAGGGUUAAUGGGGCCCUCAGGUGCUAUGGGGUUUCAAGGGCCUAAAGGAGAAGCUGGAGCUGUUGGCCCUCAAGGACCAAUUGGUCCAAAAGGUGAAGUUGGUUUACAGGGUUUCCCAGGAAAGCCUGGUUUUCCAGGAGAAGUGGGGUCCCCAGGCCUAAGAGGCUUACCUGGCCCAAUUGGACCCAAAGGGGAAGCUGGUCACAAAGGCUUGCCAGGUCUGCCUGGUACUCAUGGGCCCAUGGGUCCCAAAGGAGAGCCUGGGAUGCCAGGGGCUCAAGGCCACCAAGGCCCUUCUGGAAUCCCAGGCAUUGCAGGACCUAGUGGCCCAAUUGGUCCUCCCGGGCUUCCCGGGGUGAAGGGUGAACGAGGCCUGCCAGGCCAGCCAGGAUUUCCAGGAGCAGGGAAACCUGGAAUUGCGGGGGUGCAAGGCCCACCUGGGAAGCCUGGGUCCAUUGGUGCUCCUGGCCAGCCAGGCCUCCAGGGACCUCCAGGGCCUCCUGGCCCACCAGGCCCACCAGUCAUAAUACAACCCACACCGCCAGCUAUGGGACAAUAUUUGCCUGAGGUUGGUCCAGGCCUUGAUGGAGCAAAGACGCCCUACGGCUACAAGAAAAUAAAAAAUGGCGCCGCUUCCUACGAGAUGCCAGCUUUCACAGCUGAGCUCACCACACCUUUCCCACGGGUUGGAGUCCCUGUGGUCUUUGACAAGCUCCUCUACAAUGGCAGGCAGAACUAUAACCCACAGACGGGCAUCUUCACCUGCGAGAUCCCAGGGAUUUACUACUUUGCCUACCACGUUCACUGUAAAGGGGGGAAUGUUUGGGUGGCUUUGUUCAAGAACAACGAGCCCCUGAUGUACACGUACGAUGAGUACAAGAAAGGCUUCCUGGACCAAGCUUCUGGGAGUGCCGUCGUUCAGCUGACUCUAGGUGAUAGAGUUUAUAUCCAGAUGCCAUCCGAACAAGCAGCAGGACUCUAUGCCGGGCAAUAUGUCCAUUCAUCUUUUUCAGGAUAUUUAUUGUAUCCCAUGUAAACCAAAACACUCGGACAGAACAAAAACUCCCCCUGCCCGUUCUCCAAAUCUAUACCAUUGAAAGGUGCAUUUAAUGACUUUUAUUUUAUUUUAUUUUUUGGACCAACAUGUACAAUCAUUCAAAUAAAAUUACAACUUCAAACAUUAUUUACAGCUUGUUAUAGCGAAAAGUGGUGGCAAACCCAGUGGGGAUCUGUUUGCUGCUGUACACUGAACAUGUUCAACAUUUGCCUUGGAUAAUGCCAAUGUCGGGGUUCACAUCAAAUGUUCAUGUGAUGCGCUUUUACUGUUUGCUUACCUGAAACAUUCAGCUAAAAGAGGAUAUGGGAAAGAAAAAGAAACAGUGGUGCUGAUUUUAGAGUACUGUACAGCAACAGUAGUGCUGGUCACAUCCACAUCAAGGAAGGAAUUCAAUGGAGCAAUAAGUUGAAGUCCCUCAGCAAUGUACUAGUUGCACUAGUAUAAGAGUGUUUAAAAUGUACCAUGCAGAUGUGAACUAGAGUAAAGGUGUAGAAUCCUGCAAUGUAAAUUAAGCUUCUCCUACCCAUAGUCUUUUCUUGCUGUGCGGGACUCUCCCAACUCAUACCUGCAAAGAAUGACAGAAAAGAAUCGCUUUGGGUGUUAGCUAAGCAAGGAAAUGAUACCAAGUCCUCAGAAAUCCAAGGAAAACUUUCCCAGUUCUUUUCUUCCAGUGAGCAGUGGGUCAUUUCACCAGCAACUGGGAUACUUUCAAAGGCAUUUAUCUAGAUCUAUAAGUACUGGAAAACAAUGACUUUUUAGAUAAAACUUUCAGUCCAAGUGAUUGUAUCUGUUAUGUGAAGACAAGUGAAGGUGAGGACAGAACAGGUUUGUGGUGGCUAGAUAAUCCCUCCUGCCUCACAGAUCUGCCAACAGACCCCUGGAAAUAGGUAUAUGGAAUACUAAACAUGUAACAAAGGCAAGGUUGUGAUACCUGAGUCAUGGGUGCCGAAAGAUAUAUCUUAAACAAGCACCAAUGGAUGGAGCGAGAGUUGAACGCUUCUAGGUUGCUUUGAUUUCAUUCGGUGAAAGCCACAUACUGUACAUGCUUAGCACCAAAGUACAUUUGACACAGAAUCACAUAUUCCCACCCACCCAUCUGCAAUUUACACACACAGAGAGAGACACACACUGCAGCCACAGAGGCUGCAAAAAUAAAAUACUCCUGUAGGAGGGAGGAGAGCAGCUUUUUAACUUUCUCCUCUCUUGACAGUUUUCCAGCUAAAAGCAGCCCCCUUUCCCAACCACCUUUUCUCCAUAGGAAAAGCUGCAUGGGAACACUUUUCAGUGGAGUUAUCUUCAGAGGGGGAAGAGUUUAAAGUGACUCCAUUCUCUCCCUACUGGUCUUCCAGUUCUGGAUUGCAACCUCUACUGCUUCAUUAAGAAGGAAAUUACAUGGAACUCCAUGUCGUGUCUAGUUUGGCUGAAUUACCCCCCAACGCACACACACACACACACACA